Saxophila tyrrhenica is the source of this 468-nucleotide messenger RNA. RefSeq lists its product as uncharacterized. Bases 1 to 468 code for a protein of 155 amino acids. The record is from RefSeq and is a predicted model, not a curated record. Lineage: Eukaryota; Fungi; Ascomycota; Dothideomycetes; Mycosphaerellales; Extremaceae. The transcript is spliced from 2 exons.
AUGACGAAACUGACGACCUGCAACUCUCGACGCGAGGCGACCUCCAUCGACACCACCAUGACCCAACCGGUAGUCAUCAGCUCUGACGAAAUCGCCCAACAGCCCUCAGAACAUUUCCCAGAUGUUCGACACGGCUCCGGCCUCAACUGGAAAACCCUGCUCUCCUCUUCAAAGACACCCACCGACACUCUCACAACGGGCAUCGCGACCUGCGCCCCUGGCAACAGCCUCCUCUGCACGCAUCAGCAUACGCACGCGGAGAUCUACUACGUUAUCCGCGGUUCGGGCGUUGUGGAGAUUGAGGGGAAGGAAUUUGACGUGAAAGAAGGCAGUGUGGUUUUUAUUCCGUCGGACGCAAAGCAUGGGGUGAGGAAUGCAAGUGGGAGUGAGGAGUUUGUGUGGUUGUACGUUUUUGCGGCCGAUGGGUUUGGGGAGGUUGAGUAUCGGUUUUUGACGGAUGGGAGUUGA